AUGUCUCGUCAACCGAUGCAGCCUCCGCGCCCGCUGUCUUUGACAGAGGAACUGGAGAAAUUAGAACAGUCAAUUACCUUAACACUACAAGAGAUUGACCACAACUUCAGCCAAGCCCAUCGCAUCGUGACAACAAGCAUUCUGCCGCUGGUGGAACAAUAUACUGAACAUUCUCACGAAGUAUGGAACGGCGCCAAGUUCUGGAAGCAAUUUUUCGAGGCCAGUGCCAAUGUAUCUCUAUCUGGUUACGAGGAGAGGCCGAACGCAGAUGAUACGCAAGAGUCCACUGCAACUGAAGAGGAACUUUCUGCCGACAUAACUCAGAGCACGACAACCGAUCAAGACGAUUCUUAUGAUACUCCUACAUCCCGGCGAAAUGUGCAUCACGGUCAAGCAGAUGAUCUAGAUCUUUCUGAACUAGCCAUCUCCUCUCACAGCACUCCCCGUGCCGUUGAUCAACACAUUGACGAUGAUGACCUAACGGCUUCUUCUAUCGACCACUCCCACUCGUCUGACUACGAGAACCUUCGCAAACAGAUCAACGAGGCGAGUGCGCCUUUCCAAAUGCCCGACUCAUUCACUCUGCCGUCAACUCCGGGACGUCAACAUGAUUAUGGUGCCGAAAGCAUGAUGUCCUCUCCAUUCAUUCCGCCCGUGUCAUCGACGAAAUUGCAAACCCCAUCGAGGGACACCCGCUACCAAAAGUCCACGGACCCUGUACUGCAUCAAAUGCUCGACAAAACCUAUCGUGUUCAAGCAACUCCUCUGGGCAAUGGAUACUAUAAUGCUGGCGCUGGCAACAACGCCCGCUCGAAUUUCGCAUCCACACCGAAGCAAAAAUCUCGAUAUGCAUUCGACGAUUCGCCGCUCUCCAGUCCUGAACCUGAAGCACCAAAACUCAACGCUGAGCUUUUUUCGCCCGUUAAAGACAUGAAUGAUACCCCGGGUACAAACCGCAAGCGUCGCACGAGUAGCAAUCGCCUUCGCGAACGCCCCACGCCUGGUAUGAGUGUUUUGACACCAGCGAAGAAGUACGGGGGCAAUAGUGCUAUGUGGGAUAGCGACGAUGAUUUGGACAACGAAAUAAGUCCUCCGAAAACGAUGCACUUCCAUAUCCCUCAGAGUCGUCUGAUGCAAACACCUGCCAGAGAAGCUUCCAAACGAAUUGUGACCGACUUACUGGCUACUGCUGGAGCGGACGACGACCUCAGUGACGAUCAGAGCCCAAGCAUUGUCCGACGUAUGGAAGGCCUGGAAGACGAGAUAUUCUAG
Molecule: messenger RNA, 1272 nt
Organism: Penicillium taxi
Lineage: Eukaryota; Fungi; Ascomycota; Eurotiomycetes; Eurotiales; Aspergillaceae
Product: DASH complex subunit ASK1
Exons: 4
Coding region: 1-1272 (423 amino acids)
Biological process (GO): attachment of spindle microtubules to kinetochore
Cellular component (GO): mitotic spindle; DASH complex; mitotic spindle pole body
Source: RefSeq, a predicted model, not a curated record